UUGCUGAAAGUGGAUGCGCGAUAGGCCGAAGCGGCUUGUCAGUUGUGUGAUGUCACAGACGGAACUGUCGUUGCCUCCGUGCGCGCGUGCGUGGUCGGGAGGUUGUCUGCGUGGGGGUGGUUUAUUCAAAAUGGCGGCGCCCUGUUUGACUCGUUGGGGAAGUUAGUCAGCCGGAGUGAAAGUAUCGGUAGUUUGGUCGUUCGAUCCGCUACAUUCGUCGGUUGUUUUCGCCUACGGUGUCUGAAUUGCCCCGCAGACUUUAAGGAAUUGAUUGGGGAGCUGUGUUUGUGCAGGCCGAGCCUGGUGAAGUGGAGGCCGUGCCUCAGCGCUGUCUCAGGUAAAUGAAGGAAAACAAAGAGAACUCCACCCUGACUGCAGCGCUGGCAAAUGUGGACGUUAGGAAGCCAUGCUGGUAUUGGGAUAAGAAGGAUCUGGCACACACUCCAUCCCAGUUGGAAGGACUUGAUCCAGCAACGGAGGCACGCUAUCGUCGAGAGGGUGCCAGGUUUAUAUUUGAUGUGGGAACUCGUCUCGGGUUACAUUAUGACACACUGGCUACUGGAAUCAUCUACUUUCAUCGUUUUUACAUGUUUCAUUCCUUCAAACAGUUUCCAAGAUAUGUCACAGGAGGCUGUUGCCUCUUUCUGGCUGGAAAAGUAGAAGAAACUCCCAAAAAGUGUAAAGAUAUCAUAAAAACUGCUCGAAGCUUGCUGAAUGAUGUGCAGUUUUCCCAAUUUGGAGACGACCCCAAGGAGGAAGUCAUGGUUCUGGAGAGAAUACUGCUACAGACAAUUAAAUUUGACUUGCAGGUCGAACAUCCCUAUCAAUUCUUGCUUAAGUAUGCUAAGCAACUAAAAGUCCAAUUUUCUCUUUCUGCAGGUGAUAAAAACAAACUUCAAAAGCUGGUGCAAAUGGCCUGGACCUUUGUAAAUGACAGUUUGUGCACUAUGCUAUGUCUUCAGUGGGAGCCUGAGAUUAUUGCAGUGGCUGUGAUGUACCUAGCUGGCAGGCUGUGUAAAUUUGAGAUCCAGGAGUGGUCGGCCAAGCCAAUUUACAGGCGAUGGUGGGAGCAGUUUGUACAGGAUGUGCCUGUUGAAUUACUGGAAGAUAUUUGCCAUCAGAUACUGGACCUCUAUUCCCAGGGUCAACAGCAGAUGCCCCAGGCCCCCCAGCACCAGUUAGCAGCCAUUCCGAGCUUAGAGCAACCACUACCACCAGUACAGGUGCAACAGACCAAGAAACUUUCGCCUCAGUCGACACCACCUCGACAGAUCAAACGAGCUGCGGUUGCUUCUCCAAAGGAAGAUGGCAAGACAAUAGGUGAAGUGCCAGAUGACUGGAGGACAGCAAAUGUUGUACCUUUAUUCAAGAAGGGCAACAGGGAAAAGCCAGAUGUACAGCCUUCUAAGAUUCCCAAACUGGAAAAUCCUCAUCCAGCACUUCCACCAGCGAACCAUCCUCCUCCAGAGCGCAAGCCAUCAAUAAGCACGGGGACCACCAUUAUAGAAAGUGAGCCACCUUCCACAGGAAACUCCUCUGAAGUGGCCAAAGCCACCAUCCCACCACCUCUUCUUCCUCCUGCUGCACAUCAACAGCCACAGAUGCCCCAGCGACCGCCACCAUCUGCCGCCUAUAUCAUGGGAAUGUCAACAACUAGCUCUUACAUGUCUGGGGAAGGUUUCCAGAGCUUACAAUCUAUGAUGAAGACUGAGGGACCCUCCUAUGGAAGCAUACCAUCUUAUGGACCACCAACUCAUGUUCCUUACCACCCACAUGUUUAUCCUAAUCCAUCUGUACCUCCACCCACUACUUAUCCACCUAAUAUCCCUCCUCCUACUCCAGGAUAUCCUCCACCAGGGUACAAUCCUACAUUUUUGCCCCCUCCUCGGAUUCCACCUGCCCACACAGUGCCACCUCCUCCAGGACUGGGUCUUCCGCCGACCAGCUACCCUCCCCCUACAGUGCCACCUGGGGGACAACCUCCUGGGCCUCCGCCGCCGCCGCCACCACCACCAGGCCUACCACCUGUAGGUGGCUUGACACGAGGUUGGCUGAGGUAAUGGACAUUUAUUAUCCGGUAAGUGUGGAAUGGCAUUUGGCUUCUUGCAGGGAUCAGUGUGGCCCUGAAGUCAUACGGGGUCCGACAACCAGAUUUACAAUAAUGCAGGUGCCCUUUACCCAAUGACUGUACGUACUUUCCUGCUGAGUUUGCACUGUAUGCUAAGUGCAGAUGAAUGAGUAGCUCAGUUUUUACUAUUGAUCACCCUCUCCUCCUGUCUUCACCCAGCUUUCUUGUCCACUUACACCCCAGUAUGUUCCCGCACCUUGUUCCAUCUGGUGGGUUGUUUGUGGCCACAUUGCACCCAGUCUUGGAGCAGCCAGAGGAAGGUAACUGGGGCAAAAAUCAACAUCCUGUGGAUGCUGGAAAUCUGUAUGCACAAAAAAAAUGCUGGUAAAAUUCAGCAUUUAGAAAAACAGUUAGGUUAGGUGCCUUAAUCUAUUGUGAUGCUUGCAUCCUCAAACAGGCCCUCUUAUCCCAUAAAGUGCUCUGGGUCAAUGUUUUGCUCUCCCAGUACUUUGCUUAAAAGGCCAUUUGUCAACAUGACUGCAAGUGAAGAAGGAAAGCUCGUCGACUUUGGGAAUGAUCUCACCUUUGCCUGAUUCUGCUGUCCACACUUCAGGAGUUACUGUGAAGGGCCCAGAGCUAGGAAGUGACUGACAGUUGUAACACCUUAGUUAUUGCAGCAACGUGGUCCCUGAUACAGUUCAACCUGAUCUCACCUGGUUAGCACAAGUCGGCUGCAUCAAAGAAUCGAUUGCAUUCUUUCUGGUAUUACUGUAUUAUGUUCAUACAAACAAGUAGUUGAAGAUUUUAUUUUUAAAUGGGAAGAUUUGUUACCCUUAAAGUCAAAUUUAUUUCAGGUUAUUAUCUAUUCCUAGCUCCAUUGUUGUUCCAGCCUUCGGAUUGUUCAAUAAAAACGCCAUGUAAGACUGGGCUAUGGAUUUGUGUUGUUGGUAGUGAAAAAGGUGCACAUUGGGGUUAGAAUAACUCCAGUUCCUUUGUGAUAAAUAGAGUCAACAUUUCAAAUUUGACGUGGCAUGUUCCAACUUUUUUUUAUUUAGAUGUUGUUUUGCUGGGUUUUUCAUGAAAAUGUCAGAUGAAUACCCCCAAUUACUAUACUCUGUUCUCUCUAGCUUGAUUGUAGGUUUGUUAACUUCUGGAGCCGCCUUACUUUCUGAUAUCUGUCAGUCUGGGAUUUGAACUCUGGCCCCUGGUUUGAGAAGACACUACCACUGCACUUGUGGUCACCACAUUUAUAUUCCCUUGGAAAUUUCUACUUGCGUUUUUCUAAGUAAAAUAAAAUUGUAUGUGAAUUUUUACUGACUUACAUUACAAGACAAGAUUACAUUGUCAAGUGAUUGUCAUUCCAGUCAAGCUGACAGAUUUAUGCCACUCUGACAAAGGAUGUAGUUAGUUCAACUUCUUGACCCUAUUCUGCCACUUGGUGAUUUCAGUACUGAACUGUUACUUGGUACCCCUUCCUAUAUCACUUCUAUUCAUCAGAAAUCAAUUUAAUUUGGAUUUAAAAGUAACAAUUGAACCAACGUCAAUUGCUACAUGUAGAAAAGAGUUCUGAAUUUCUCCCUUCUCCAGGGUAGUUUGAAAAGCCCAGUUCUUUGUCUAAUCCUAGAUUUUCUAACCAACUGAAAAAAAAAACUUAUUGACUAAUCUAAAUUUUUAUAAUAUCUUGAAAAUAUUGAUCAAAUUACUCCUACCAGUCUCACCAAAGCCAAAUAAGCCUCCUUAAGAUGUCGUCUCUGCAAUUGGAUAAACUGUCUAGUGCGGUCUUGCCGGAGUUUUCAACUGCCAUAGCAUAAAUUCUGUCCCUUGUAUUUCACUCUCCAAGUAUGCAACUGAGUAUUCUAUUAGCCUUUUCAAUUGUUGUUUGUACAUGUAUGUAAUAUUUGAAUAUUUGUAUGACUCAUUGGCAUUUAGAAAGGCACCCAAGAAUCCUUGGGCUUUCUGAAAUAAAAGCAGAAAAUUCUGGAAACACCCAGCUGGUUAGGCAGCAUCUUUGGAAAGAGAAAGAAAGUUAACCUUUUGGGCUGAUGACCCUUCAUUAAAAGAAAUGCUGAAGUUUAUUCUUUUACAGAUGUUGCUUAACGUGCCCAAUGUUUUGGGUCUUACUGUUUUUAUAUCAGAUUUCCAGCAUCUGCAGUUUUUUUUAAAAAGCUUCAUUUUCUCUGGACUUUUAAAUGUAGGAAAGACUUUGUUUCUUGGUCUCAAGAGGAUGGUUCAAUAUUUCCUUACGUGAAAGUGCAUUUUGCCAAUUGGUUUAAAAUUAUUAAAAUGUGUACUGUUAGGACUCUAUUUAUAUUGCUUAAACCACAUCUAUCUUGGCACCAAUGCCAGUUUGAACAUUUAACUUCAAAGAACACAGUUCAAGAUGCAGCACAGAUCAUUGUAGCUAGUUUCUAUCACCACACACUCUACUGUAUUUUGUAGGAAUUUUAUAAUCCGGUUGUUAAUUUGCUUCAGUUCCAUUAAUUUGACUGUCAGUUUUUUUGAGGCAUUUUAUGAGAUGCCUACUGGAAGUUGAUAUAAAUAAAACCUCUCAAAGCUUUCCUGUCCAGGACACUGUUUACCUUUUUUUUCAGUUGUCACAUUCAUUGGACAUGAUAUGCUUCACAAAUUUAUGUUGGUAUACCCAGAUAACUGAUUUUUUUUUAAAUGUUUAGUCACUUGAUUCUAGAUUAUAGACUCCAGUGAUCUCUUGACAACAUGGGCUGAUUGAUCUAUAAUUUCCUAGCAUCCCGUUUUUCAAGUAACAGAGUCACUAUUUUUAGUCUGAAGAAACACUUUCCUAAAAACAAAACUUCUUUGGACAGUUGUCCUUUGGGCACCUCUCAGUGUCAUACUUUAAAAGCUUGAAAUAGAAGCCAUCUGGUCUUGAGAAUUUAAUGCUAUUAUUUUCUUUAUAAUUGUCAUGCUGAGGUCAUUGUCCCAUCUCUGGUUCUCCAGUAACCUGGGGAAUAUCCAGUAUGUUACCCUCCAUCUCCAGUUCCAUUUUUGCAAACUGAAAAUACUUCAGUUAGACAAAUGGGCUUUCCAAUGAGUCAUUGUUUCUUUUGCUUUGCAUUGAUUUAUUCAGUUGUCUGAUAUAACUUUAAAAAAAUCAGUGUAAUUUACUCUGUCUGUAGUAUAUUUGUCUACAGGUUGAAUUAAGUUUAUUUUUCCAAAUAGUGUCAAAGCCUGAAUGUAAUACAUGAGAUUGUACUGUGAGCUGGGCUUUGAUAAUAUUGUACAAUUAGUGGCUAAUACAGCCUAAUAAAUUUGAUAUUGGAGUUAUUGUGGC
Messenger RNA from Hypanus sabinus (Atlantic stingray), 5357 nucleotides. It is a transcript of the gene ccnk, whose product is annotated as cyclin K. NCBI's taxonomy places the organism in Eukaryota, Metazoa, Chordata, Chondrichthyes, Myliobatiformes, Dasyatidae. The transcript has 12 exons. Gene Ontology annotation, molecular function: cyclin-dependent protein serine/threonine kinase activator activity. Bases 342 to 2060 code for a protein of 572 amino acids. The record is from RefSeq and is a predicted model, not a curated record. Gene Ontology annotation, biological process: regulation of transcription by RNA polymerase II; positive regulation of DNA-templated transcription, elongation. Gene Ontology annotation, cellular component: cyclin/CDK positive transcription elongation factor complex; nucleus.